AGCGGCUUGGUAAAGCCACACGCCUAUUCAGAACCUUUAUUGCUUUACUAUGCGGCCUUUGAGCCUUUAUAUCCUUAUAAAUCCUAGAUCGGUCUAGGCUGUGCUACUGCUGAAGUACUAUAAUUGAAAAAAUGAAUUUAAUUGCGUGACCUAUACUAGUAGAGUUGUACUAUAUAUUGUAAAGCAGAUCGUUAUAAUCUACUUAUGUUUCUUAGUAAAAGUGCCCCUUUUCCAAACCGAUAAAACACGAUCAGCAUUUUGGACAGCCAUGGAAUCGGUGCCACUGCGAACAAAGGACCGGAAAGCGUUGGCCUUUGAUGAAGAAAAAGAACGAGAAUGGGUCGGACCGUUUUGUUUUAUCCAGGCAGCCGACACUCAAUUUGGGAUGAUCGAUUCUUUUGUAAAUAAGGUUGAUGAAGUAUCUGUAACGUGGGAGGCGGAAAUAAAUCAUACGCGAACAGCCAUCAAAGCAGCGAAUCAGAUGUCUCCGAAGCCGCGGUUCUUUAUUGUCUGCGGAGAUCUGGUCGAUGCUAUGCCUGGUACGAUGCACCGCCUUGCACAGGAAAAAGACUGGAAUGAGAUUUUUCAGGAUCUAGAUAACGCAAUCCCGCUCGUAUGUGUCUGCGGAAACCAUGAUGUAGGAAAUACACCUACAGCACAGACAAUUCAGGACUACACGAAGGCUUUCGGCAGUGAUGACUACUUUACGUUCUGGUGCGGAGGCGUAUUUAAUAUUGUUCUAAAUUCGCAGUUCUUCGAAAAUGGUUCUCAGGUGCCUGAUUUGGCUAAGGAGCACUUGGCGUGGAUUGACGAACAAUUGGUCCAAGCGAAGGAAAAGUCUGCCACUCACGUUCUUAUUUUUCAGCAUAUCCCAUUUUUCCUUCGCGAAGCUAACGAGGAAAAGGAGUACUUCAACCUGGAAAAACAGUUCAGACGUAGCAUGCUCGACAAAUUUGCUGAUGCUGGUGUGAAGGCAAUUUUCUGUGGCCACUAUCAUAGAAACGCGGGAGGUUUCUAUCGGAGUAUAGAAGAAGUUAUCACAACAGGAGUUGGCGUUGCCCUAGGCCAUAAUGAACCUCCCGGCCUCCGGGUUGUCUGCGUCUACCAGGACAGACUAAAUCACAAGUAUUACCCACUGGACCAAAUCCCGCGAAAUCCCGAACUCCAGGAGAGCUGGAAGAUGAACACAGCAAAUCCAAAGAAACUGGUCUAGCUAAAGCUGUGCCCAACAGCCUUGUUCAGUGUUAUCACUGCAACUAUUCUAAAAAGAUUUUUUUUAUGUAGAUAUUCAUACACUGAGUAAAUCAAGUCAUGCGCGAACCAGAGAUUUCCAAAUCCAAUGCAUAAGUCACUAUUAUAAGUUCCCAUUAGUCUAAUGGCGUGCUUAGGUAUUUCCUGUUAUAUCAUAUAAUGCAAUAUUGACAAAUAUCUCCUAAGUGGUAAUAGCACCACAGAAGCGCAAGAAUAAUAUUACGUAUAUGGUUGUUAUAUCACUGACUUACACUUAAUCUCGUUUUUCAUUUAAAAAAAGCAUUAAGCAUUAAAAGAAACUAUGUACUUCCA
Messenger RNA from Varroa destructor (honeybee mite), 1563 nucleotides. Its product is annotated as serine/threonine-protein phosphatase CPPED1-like. Gene Ontology annotation, molecular function: hydrolase activity. The record is from RefSeq and is a predicted model, not a curated record. NCBI's taxonomy places the organism in Eukaryota, Metazoa, Arthropoda, Arachnida, Mesostigmata, Varroidae.